Molecule: messenger RNA, 8728 nt
Organism: Hypanus sabinus (Atlantic stingray)
Lineage: Eukaryota; Metazoa; Chordata; Chondrichthyes; Myliobatiformes; Dasyatidae
Gene: xrn1
Product: 5'-3' exoribonuclease 1
Exons: 43
Coding region: 104-5569 (1821 amino acids)
Biological process (GO): nuclear-transcribed mRNA catabolic process; rRNA catabolic process
Cellular component (GO): nucleus
Molecular function (GO): RNA binding; 5'-3' RNA exonuclease activity
Source: RefSeq, a predicted model, not a curated record
CUACGGCCGUGAGACUGCGCCUGCCCAGUACCGGCUCACAGCCCGCUCGCCAACCUCUUCCUUCUUUCUGCGCUCUCGUCCUCCGCUUCGUUGCUCUGUCACCAUGGGUGUCCCCAAGUUUUACCGCUGGAUCAGCGAGCGCUACCCGUGCCUGAGCCUGGUGGUGAAGGAGCAUCAGAUUCCUGAAUUUGACAAUCUCUAUUUGGAUAUGAAUGGAAUUAUCCACCAAUGCUCUCACCCAAAUGAUGAAGAUGUGCACUUUCGAAUCUCUGAAGAAAAAAUAUUCGCUGAUAUUUUCCACUAUAUAGAAGUUCUCUUUCGGAUCAUUAAGCCAAGAAAGGUCUUUUUCAUGGCUGUUGAUGGUGUGGCUCCAAGAGCAAAAAUGAAUCAACAACGUGGCAGACGUUUUAGAUCAGCAAAGGAGGCAGAAGAAAAAAUUAAAAAGGCCUUGGAAAAAGGAGAAAGCCUUCCAACAGAAGCGAGAUUUGACUCCAACUGCAUCACCCCAGGCACUGCUUUUAUGGCCAGGUUACAUGAACAGCUAAAGUAUUUUGUAAACAUGAAGAUUUCAAGUGACAAAUCUUGGCAAGGAGUGAUUGUAUAUCUGUCAGGUCAUGAGACACCUGGGGAAGGAGAACACAAAAUUAUGGAAUUUAUUAGAGCUGAGAAGAGAAAACCGGAUCAUGAUCCUAAUACGCGACAUUGUCUAUAUGGACUAGAUGCUGAUUUAAUUAUGCUUGGAUUAACAAGCCAUGAACCAAAUUUUUCCCUUUUGAGGGAAGAAGUUCGAUUUGGUGGUAGAAAAUCUCAAAAAAGGAUUACUGCAGUUGAAGAAACAACAUUUCAUUUGUUGCACCUGUCCCUAAUGAGAGAGUACAUUGACUAUGAAUUUUCAUCUGCACGAGGAAAGAUUUCUUUUGAGUAUGAUCUUGAACAGAUAAUUGAUGACUGGAUAUUGAUGGGGUUUCUUGUUGGUAAUGAUUUUAUUCCUCACCUACCUCAUUUACAUAUCAAUCAUGAUGCACUGCCUUUGCUAUACAAGACAUAUAUUGAGGUCCUGCCAACUCUUGGAGGCUAUAUUAAUGAAGGUGGAACAUUAAAUUUGGAACGCUUUGAGAAGUAUCUUUUAAAACUGUCAGAGUUUGAUCGUGAACAUUUCAGUGAAGUUUUUGUUGACCUGAAGUGGUUUGAAAGCAAAGUGGGUAAAAAAUACCUAAAUGAGGCAGCAGGCGUGGCAGCGGAAGAAGCAAAACAGCGUAAAAAGGAAAAUAAAACUAGAGAUGAUUUGUGCCUAGCUGUACUUGACGAAGCAGAAGCCUGCUCAGACGACAGUACUGAAUUGAAUCACAAAGAUGCAUUAGACAAUGACAAAGAUGAGGACCAUGAGGAUGAGGAUGAUCUGUUUGAAACAGAAUUCAGGCAGUACAAGAGAGUUUACUACAUGACUAAAAUGGGCGUAGAAGUUGUUUCUGAUGAAUUUCUUGCUCAACAGGCAGAAUGUUAUGUUCAAGCAAUACAGUGGAUUUUGCACUAUUAUUACCAUGGUGUGCAGUCCUGGAGCUGGUACUACCCUUAUCAUUAUGCACCUUAUCUAUCAGACAUUUGCAGUAUCAGUAAGGUGAAAAUAACAUUUGAAAUGGGAAAGCCAUUCAAGCCCUUUGAACAGUUACUUGCUGUUUUGCCAGCAGCUAGUAAAGAGCUUCUGCCCAGUUGCUACCAGUUUUUAAUGACCAAUGAAGAAUCUCCAAUCAUAGAGUAUUAUCCUCCAGAUUUCAAAACUGAUCUUAAUGGCAAGCAACAGGAGUGGGAAGCUGUUGUGCUGAUUCCAUUUAUUGAUGAGAAACUAUUAUUGGCAGCAAUGGAAUCUUGUAAUGAGCACCUUUCAAAUGAAGAGAUACAGCGCAAUCGACAUAGUGGAUGCGUUAAAUAUUGGUAUGAUAAAGAAAUUGAAUUUAAGUAUCUAUCACCAUGGGCAGAAAAAUUUCCAGAUGUGAAACAGUGUCAUGUAAGACAGGAGGAGAUUCCCAUUGAUGCAUGGAUAGUACCUCUUCAUUUUACGUUAAACACUAUCACUAACAACAGUCUGCUGUACUUUUGUGGGUUUCCAACUCUGAAACAUAUUAAGCAUAAGUUCUACUUGAAGAAAAGUGGGGUUCAAGUUUUUCAACAGUCAAGCCGUGGAGAGAAUAUGCUCUUGGAGCUAUUGCCUAACAAGGAGGAAGAAAAUGUGGAUGACGUUGCUAAUCAGGAGCUGGGAAGGUCUAUCUUUUUGAAUUGGCCCCAUCUUGAGGAAGCUCGAGUUGUUGCAGUGUCAGAUCAAGAAACAAAAUAUUACUUAGACGAACCUCCAGGAGUGCAGAAGCUUUAUACAGGGAAAACUCCACCACCUAUUAAAGUAGUUUACCUUGGUGAUGCAGAACAAAACACGUGGACAAGAGAAGUGAAUAAUAUAACAGAAUUUUACCACAAAAGGAAAGGAAUCCUUAUCAAUGAAACGUCAGUGCUUGUAUAUGCACAGCUUCUCGCAGGUCGUCGAUAUGUAUUUGGUCGUAAUGGUGAAGUUACCUUAGAGAAGGAAUGGUCAAAGCAAAUACUUCCAUUUGCGCAUCAAACCACUGUUAGGGACCUAAAAUCAUUUGAUUCCAGUUUGUCUCGCUUCCGCACAUUGGAUGAACUAUUUCCACCUGGAAUUAACAUUUUCAUGUUGGGAACUCCCUACUAUGGCUGCAUUGGAGAGGUUCAAGACUCUUCAGAUGUUAUCACAGAUGGAAGAAUCCGUGUGGUUUUCAGUGUUCCUUGUGAACCUCAUUUAGAUGGCAUUAUACAAAACCAGCAUAAAUACUCUACGAAAUAUAACCCUGGCUACAUCCUGGCCAGUCGCCUUGGAAUUACUGGGUAUCUUGUGUCAAGGUUAACAGGCAGUUUGUUUAUUGGGAGAGGAUCAAAGGAAAACCCACUUGGAGAACAGAAAAUGAAUGUGGGGCUGAAUCUAAAGUUUAAUAAGAAGAAUGAAGAAGUGCCAGGUUACACAAAGAAAGUUGGGAAUGAGUGGUUGUAUUCUUCUGCUGUUGAACAGAUUCUGAGUGAAUAUCUAGAGAGAUUCCCUGAACUGAUAUGCCACAUUGCUAAAAACAGCCACGAAGAUCUGUACUAUGAGGAUGAUAUUUGGUCUGGAGAAGAUGUCAGUGGUCCUGAAAAGGUCCAGGAAAUUGGAGGCUGGUUGAAGACGCAUCCUGUCAGUAGUUUGUCAAGAGCAUCUUGUGACUUGAACUUAUUGGAUGCAGCGAUCAUUGAAAAGAUUGAGGAGGAGGUAGAAAGCUGCAAGCAAAGAAGAAGUAACAAGAAAGUAAGAGUGACUGUGAAACCACAUCUGUUGUACAGGCCCCUGGAGCAACAACAUGGUAUAGUCCCAGACAAAGAUGCAGAGUACCUUUUAUUUGAUCGUGUUGUGAAUGUGAGGGAGGACUUCUCUGUUCCUGUUGGUCUUCGAGGAACUAUCAUAGGAAUGAAAGGAGCUGAGCGAGAAUCUGAUGAAUUUUAUGAAGUAUUAUUUGAUGAAGAAUUUCCAAGUGGACUUAGUCUAAGAUGUUCUUCUGGCCGAGGUUAUAGGCUUCCAAAGGGUGCCUUAAUCAACCUCAGUCAUGGUAAUCGCUUGGAGUUUGGAAGCCAGAAAGCAGCAAUGUUGUUGAAACCACAGCCAGCGGCAGUAUCUCAACAUGCUAUGUCUCCUUCUUCGCAGUCUGCUCACAAAGUACCAACAGGAGGCUUGAACCACUCCCCUCGAUCCCUAUUUGUACCUACGCAGCAGCUUAAUGGAAGACAACCAUCUCUCAGGGCAGAAAAUAGGAGCAAUCAAAUCAACCAUCAGAAAGUGGAUGGACUGUCUGGCUUUCAAAGGAAUGAUGAUCUUGAACACAAAGGGGCAUCUACUAAAGCGGAUCAACUGAAACUGGAUGAGUUUUCCAAUGUAUGGCAAUCCUUACAAAGUAAUUUUGGAAUUUCACCCGUCCCUGCACAAAGCAAUUCUCAUAAUGCAGAACUAGCCAGCAAACCUUCUCCCAGUUGGCAAGAAAAGCCCGUGUCCCAAAAUCCCUCAACUACAGAAACUAGUGUGCAGCCUUUUAAAACAGAUGGACAACAAAAGCAGAAAUGGGUACCAGGAGAUCAAGUGGCACGAAACAGAAGAGCAAAAGAGGAUAACUCUGAAAAUUUCAAGGCGAGAACUCGGGGACCUGAAAGCACUGGCCAGUCACAAUCUAAACUGCCAAGUAAACAGGCAUGUACUGGUACUAGUAAACAAAGUAUGAAAAUUCUCAAAAGGAAUGAAGAAUCAUGUGAGCAGAAGCCUGUUGUAGAAAAUUGUCAGUCAUGUCCAUCUUCAACAGAAAAGAAUAAUUCCUCCACCAGGGUGUCAUCUGAUUUUGAAGAACUGUUAGUUUCAUUGAAGACACCCAGUGGACAAGCAGAGAAAGAUGCACAAGACUCACAGUCUAAAGAAAACAAGGGAAAUAAUGGAGAACCUUUAUCUCCACAGUCUUUUGCAAUGAAAGGAACGCAAAUGUUAAAGGAAAUUCUGAAGAUAGAUGGUGCACAUUUAACCCCUGAUAAAGAAACUAGUGCAACUUCUAAUGUAAAGCAGGAAACCUCUCCUGCUGCUUCAGUCCAUCAUGAGAAAGCAGGAUAUACCUCCCACCAGCGUCCAUUUAAAAAACUUGCUGCAAAAAUCAACAAACCUCAGGGAAUAUUGGGUGGAGAAGUCUCAGGACAUUAUCGAGGACAACAGUCUCCUCUGUCUAUUCCAGUAUCAGAGUUGUACGUCACUUGUGCCAGACUUGGUUUACCACAUCCAGAUUUCUCCUUUAUUAAGACUGCACAGGGCUUGAAGGUUUGCCAGGUGAAGUUAGCCAAUGGUUUGCUGGUGCAUGGACCUCAGUGCCAUUCAGACAGUGAAGCCCAAGAAAAAGCUGCAGUAUUUGCAUUACAACGACUGAAUGCAACAGGGCAAAAUACACCCCUUGCUCCAAGCGUGUUUCCCGGUUAUCAGCCCAUGACAGGAAAUGUACCUCUUCGAGCCGUUCCACCACCAUUUUGUCAGGCCUCAGGUGGUAUAGUGCCUGUGCCACCUCAUGGAUAUGGUCCUGUGCCUUGGACAAAUUUGAUUCCUCCCCAAAUAUACAAUAAUUAUCAAAUACCAUAUUCAGGGAACAUCUGUCCUGGAGGAGUGCUUAUUGGUACUCACAAUCAAUUCGUGCCUUUACAGGUCACAAAGAGAAGGACAGCCUUAAACAAGACGUUUGAUGAGAAGGAAGUCAGUCACUCUGUUCAGCAAAAACUGAGUCAGCCAGCAACUACAAUGGAGUAUUCUAACACAUCACAUGGGUAUCCUAGUGCCAGCACUUCAAGGAACUUCAUUCAGCCCAGCCAAGCACCUCUUAAGCCCCAGGAUAAAACUGUUGUACAGACUGCCAUUCAACCUCAGGGGCAGCAACAACCAGCAGCAGGUUCCUCUGGCAGACGCAAGCAAAGAAAACUAGCAGUCAAUUUUGGAGCCCCUCGGCUGCCUCAGUAGUUAAGGUGAAACAAAUUCAUCUAUUUCUGAAACUUAAUUUCAUACAGUAGUAUUUUUUAGAUAGUUUUGACAUUGAAUGUUCCAACUUCCCUUUAGUUUUCAUUUAAUAGUGUGCUUUCUUAAAUGCUAAUUAAUAUUGUUAGGCUAAAAUUGUCUCCAUUUUAAACUGAUGGCCUCGUGGAUUAUUUUGCCAUUGAAAAUACAAUACUCCUUAUCUCAGUCAUUAAAGAAUGAGCCUAUAUUUUAGGAAUUUUCCACCUAUCUCUCAAAUAAUCGUGACAUCAGUGAAAUUCAACGUACAAAAAUUCGUUGUAGGAUUAAAUAUUUCCCUCAAAUGUGAUCAGCUUCCAGUACACGCCAUAUAACACAGAAGUUUCUGUUGAUCUGAAUUAUAUUUAUUUCCUCUUAGUAUCAACUCACAUGCCCUAUUUUGAUUUUCAAAGGUUUACAUUUCAUUUGAAAUAUAGAAAUAAUACAGAUUUUUAUCAUCAGCUAUAUCUGCACCUGUACACAAUCCCAGUUAAACAUUUAAUCAUGGCAUGUACCAUGUUCUCUUUUUUUAAAAUCUUGGGAGACUUACCAGAAACUCCAGUUUGUAAUAUUACUUAUACCAGUAAUCAGAUUAACUCAGUGAACACAGAAUAGCUGCUGGUGGUGUGGAGAAACAGCAGGUGAAACAUUUGCCAUCCAUUAUGUGAUAAGCCUGAUAUUUAAUUCAAUUGAAAUGGCUGGAGUUAGCUUUUUAAGUUCAUAACUAGGCAACCAGUUUCAUAUUAGCUCUACUGCUUUCCUAGUCCUGUCUUGUUUCACAUCACUGGACUUCUCACAUUGAGGACAAAUUGUAGCAUUGUCUUGACUGGUGUAUGAUAUUGUCAAGGAAGCAGAUGAUUUUUUUGCUAACGAGCAAAAAACAUUAUAAUUUUUCAUGAUUAACAUAGUCAAAACAUUCAAAAAGAGAUUAGGUAAAUAUAAUGGGGCAAAACUGCAUAAUUAUUUUACAAUAUUUUAUUAUAUAGAUAACAGUAAUCUACAAUAUCUAAAAAUGGAAUUUUCACUUCUGACCAAAAUUAUAUUUCUGUACCGAGAUUCUGAUAUUAUGCUGGGCAUGAAUCAGGCACUAUGGAAACGAAGCUCCCACAGUAGCAAAUGCUUUGACAUCACACAGUAUUGCAUAACGUUCAGCCUUAAGCAAUCCCACAAAUGAGUUUAAAAAUUCACAAUCUUCAUCUCAUGUAUGAUUGCCUCAGAAGGAUAAAACCUUCAUUCCAACUUGAGCCUUUUAUUAUAUACAGUGAGUAAUAGGGAAGAAUUGCCAAGUUUUGUGAUAUUUGAAGACUAAUAUUUCUUGUGCUUUACCGAAAUUCAGACAAUACUAUCUCUGCUGCUUUUAAUGCAAAUGGGUUUUGAAAUUAGGUAGAAAAUUGGUGGAGACUCAUGCCUUGGAUUUAAUUAUUCCAGUUUGUUGUCUAUACCUUGAUUUGAAAGCUUGAGUUAAUUUCAAAUACAUUUUAUUUUGAACAUGGCAUUCUGGCUCAGGCUGUAGAUAAGUAUGUGGACUGUGCUCCUAAAUUUGAAGACCUUCUUUGCAUAAUAAAAGGAAGCUUCAGUCAGAUCUUGAACACGCUUUUUUGGGCAUCAGCUGACUAAAAGGCUUCCUGCGCUUGCUGAAUCAUGACUGAAGGUGGCCAAAUGGUAAACAGCAACUCCAUUAAGCAUUGUUCAAAUGCAUGGGUUCAUCAGGGUUCCCAAUAGACUACUGUUAGCUUAUUAUAUUAUAUUAUAUUAUAUACAGUGAGUAAUAGGGAAGAACUGCCAAGUUUUGUGAUAUUUGAGGAUUAAUAUUUCUUGUGCUUUACCAAAAUUCUGAUGAUACUAUCUCUGCAUAUUCUGUUUGCAUAUUUGCAUAUUCUGUUCAUAUUGGGCCAGAAUUAAUUCUUAUGUUAAUUGCUCCAAAGUAUAGAUUUUCAAGUUGAGUUUUUUUUUGCAGAGCACAGCAGUCAUACCUACAAUACCAUAAGGACUCUUUAAUUUGGUGUGUGUGUGUGUGUGUGUCACAUUUCUUUAAACCAGUAAAAGCUUUGUUGGAUUAAAUGUUGUGCAGAAAAAUUUUAAGUCAUGCUUAACAUAUUAUGCUUUUUAAUACAUUUUCUUAAUACUUAGCUUUUGUCUGUGUGUGAGUGGUGUAGCUUAGUUUCCUAUUAAACUCAGUGUCUUUGCACUUGGGAGAGAUUUGAGGAUUUCAAUCUUAUACAAAAAUAUUAAAUACUUCAUUCACUUAUAUGUUCCAGAGUUUGAUAAAACUGAAGUUUUAUUUCAAUUCUCAUUGCUUUAAAACCUAUAAAGUCACUUGUAUUUUGGAAUUUGACGUUGCUUAAACAUGAUACCUAUGCUUUGAUUUUUAAAAAAAUUUCUAGUAAUAUUGUCUAAAAUGGAUUAAAUGCUGUGAUUCAAUGUCUGUAAACUGUGUUUAAAUUGAUUUGUCUUUCAUAAGUUAUUCUUGAUCUACUAUGUCCUAUAUUUUGUCCACAUCUGCCAAUACGUUGUCAAUUGCCAUCAGUCGUCCAAGUAAGAGCAUUCUCCACUCAAUGCAAAAUCCCAACUCAGUAUAUGUGACCUUGCUUACUUUUAUAAAUGUCAUGUAAAUUUUAGUUUUUAUCCAAUACUAUCAAUUAUGUCCAUAGCACAGUUAUACCAAAAGCUUGAUAUGUACUUGUACAGCAACGUCUUUUAUACGACUCGAAGAAAAUCGACUUCUGAUGUAGAUGUUGUAGAAGUGCUUUAAGAUGGUUUUAUACAAAAUCUCAAGUUAUUUACUGUCUGAUUUCUAGGCAAUUUUUUAUGUUUUUAGAAUACUACAACUGUUUUAUCAAUUUGUGACACAAACAUUUUAAUCUUUAUCAGUGUGAAAAUUUUGCUUCUUUUAUGCUUUUGAUGUUAAAUGAUUUCCAUGUGGAUCACACUGGUUUAAAACUGUAUAGUGAAAGAAAGGUGAUGGCAGCACAUAAAUCAUAUUUAUUAAUGAAUGUGGACUUCUUACAUUUUGUGUAUUACCCGAUGGAGUGGUGACUGGUGAAUAAAUGAAUACAAUUCAAUGUUGCACUUUCUGCUGAUGUGUAUAGGCAAGUAUGAUAUGAUAAAUAAAGAAUUUUGUUACAAGUG